Molecule: messenger RNA, 751 nt
Organism: Pararge aegeria (speckled wood butterfly)
Lineage: Eukaryota; Metazoa; Arthropoda; Insecta; Lepidoptera; Nymphalidae
Exons: 5
Coding region: 225-704 (159 amino acids)
Source: RefSeq, a predicted model, not a curated record
UGAUGUAAGAGUUGAUAGAACUACUAUUAUAAUAAAAGAGUAGGCAUAAAGUUUCCAUCGAGUGUCCGUUCGGCAUAAACUGAUAGACGGUUCUGCGAAAUACUCUUUGCCGCAUAGGGGAUGUUCGUAGAGCCUUCAUCUUUAGGUAGUUAUUGUGUCUUCACUCCAGUGAUCAGUGCCACGUACUAGAAGUUUCAGUAAAAGGAUACAAUUUUUGAUUCACAAUGGGGCUACCUCAAAUAGAGACCUGCUGCUUUGUCCUCGACUUAAAAACUGGCAACAUUGUUAUGGGAUCUAUAAAUGCGCUCCUUUCAUUCGUGAUGUUUAUAAUCAUGGUGGUAGUGGCAUGUACUUUGGAGCCGUUCAAAGAACUGGCCGCAGAUGAAAAGGACUUCGAUGCUGAAGCUGCCUUCACGGGACUCUACGCGAUGUCGAUAAUUCUCUGCCUCAUGUUUUUGGCAAAGUUCUUUUUUGACGUAUUCUUCGUGUAUGGUGUUCUGACGGAGCGUGCCGGUAUAAUCCGUGGGUACUUCAUAAUGUGGGUGGUGUUCUUCUUGCUGUCCAUGUUCACCUUCUUCCUCAACGCCCCCCACUUCAGCGCCGGUCACAUUUGCAUGGAAGUAUUCUACAUUGGUCUCAAUGUAUACGCCAUUUUAAUCAGCCACAGUUUCUACAAGCAACUUAAUAGUCGGGAAGAAGUUUAGAAUCUUAGCUAAAUGUUUUUACUUGUAAACCUUCCUAUAGCCUGUUU